CCUCCCUCUCUCACCACCACCAUCUUCUCUCAUCCUCUCUUUCACUCUCACUCACUCUCUCAUCGCACUCUCCAUCAACAACUUGGCCCAUCUUGUGGCCGUCCGUUCCUUACCAUUAACGACGUCCCUUUGUGUCCACUUGCCUCAAAGAAUUCCCUGUUCGUUUGCAGCUUUCACCCGCCGUCGACGCUUGCUCUGGUUGUCUACGAUUGGGUCUCCAAUGAGUCGAGGUCGAUACGUUUGAUGGGUUCCUUGGAUCCGGUGUCGCUUUCCUUCGGUAUUGUCGACGCCUCUCGAUUCCAGACUCGUUAGUUUUCUGUCACAAAAGGGAUAUCCGGCCGGAUACCCAAGCUUUUUCCAUCACUAUGGCUUCCAUGUCUUUUGCCUCCCCGGAACCACACUGGAUCCAGUCGGGCGGGCCGCAGAACACUUAUGAGGGACGAAGGAGCUCGGCAGCUGAUGCUUCUCUCAGUUCUCCAUUCAACUUCACCCCACAGGAGAUGCAACCUCGACACUCCUUUCCACACAAGAAAAUACCGCCUCCUCUCCCUGCGUUCUCCUUCCCUCAGGCCCCGGAGUCUGGCCCUGCUUCGGCACCGAUAACGACCGGUCCGCAACACUCUGGUGGAUAUCAAGACCGAGACGGUGAACAGAAUGGCGGAGAAAACUUCACUGUUCUUCCUCCGUCUACUGCUGCUCUACCCAAUCCUGGACCAGGGCUUAGCGCCCGUGGGCCAGGUCGGCGUGGCCAUGCUCAUCGUAGGUCAGCAGCCAUCUCGAGCGUGGAUCUAACAGCAAUUUCGAAAGCAUUCCCGCCGAAACCAGUGAAUGGAAGCGCUCCGUCCACUCCCGUCGAUACGAAAAAGCACCCUUUUGGACAUGAAGACACUACGAAUAUAAGCCCGCAUUCUCAUACGAAUGUGAAUGUCACCUAUACUCCACCACUUACUCCUCGUAAAUCUGAUGAUCGUCUGAAAUCAUCACCAGGCUUGAAAUCAGAGUCCGCAGAAACUUCGCCUGAAGGGCGUCGUCUUUACAUCGCUCCGUCAGAAGACAGCACACCUGCCGUUCGUCCGAAGCAUCCUCGAUCAGAUAGUACAGCAGCUGCGUCUGGAACCAUAACUCCACCCGGCGACCUCACCAACCGACCGAAAACUGCGGGAGCAAAGCACGAUUUGAGCAAUACCUUCAGUGGCUCAAAAGAUGACAUGACAGAGCGGCCACGCACUGCUUCGGCUUCCAUAACUCUUUCGACUGAAGCUCUAGAGUCCCUACCCAAGUUGCCACAAGCCAAGCCUACUUCUCGACAUCCGUUGUGCAAUUCGGUGCUUUCCGAAGAAAUACCAUCAACCCCUCAGCGAGCACUAUCCAGCCGGAAACAAAACAAGAAGCAAAAGAAAAUGCGCUCAUGGGCUGGUAUCCUUACCAGAAAAGCCAAGAAGAGAGGAACUAAGAGACCCCCGUCUAGAAAAGCUCCUACGCCACCACCGAUGCUGACUCGAACAAACUCUGCAAUGAGCUCCUUAUACGGAGUUGAUUUUGACGAAGACAACACGAUUGUAAUCCGCACACCAACAGAUCCUAAUGCACCUCGCCGUUCCUUGCCUGCUGCCUUGACUGAGGAUACCCUCAGCCUAGACACCUCAUGGAAACCUCAAAGUUUCUAUGAUCAAGCAAGGGAUCUGGAUAUGUUUAGUCCCGUUAUCGAUUUGGACGCGGCUUUGGGUCCAUUCAAUACCCCAGAGAUGGGCCCCGAACGUCCAGUUAGCGGGUUUUCUGCAGCGACUAAACGGAUGUAUAGUGGCGGUAGAAGAGGGGAGUUUGUUGGUCCGGAAAUGCGGUAUCAUCGUCGUGCAGAAAGUGCACCCGUAAUGCAACCAUUUGAUCGAACUGGACUUGGCCUCAGUCGCUAUAGCACAGCGGCAAUGCUUAACCCUGAUGUAUUUGACGAGAAGGAAGAGGACGAGUUCCUUGCAGAAAACAACAACCCCCAACAAGCCGAUACACCAACCCAGUCGAAAUCCCCCCAGGAAUCUGUUGCAGAUACUGCAGAUCCGUCGGUUAAACACGAUUCUGCGUCUACAAUCAAAUAUGAGGCAUCAAAAAAUACCUCUGGACUAGGAAUACAGAUCGUUGACAUCGCCGAUGAACUACUGUCCUCAAACGCUACAACUCCUCAGACUGUUGAUAGCUGCCCAAGCACAACGGUUGCCGGGACACCCUGCACUCCGGACUGGGAUGUUUCUGGCCUUCCUCGUAGCUCCCAGAUGGAUGUAUCCCCAAAGAAAACUGUGGAAAUAGAGCAGUCAUCGAAUCCAUCAUCUCCACCGGUGGCUCAUCAUGAGAAACAUCUAUCCACAUCCCUUGACUCUUCCAAUACUAUCUCGAGCACUCCUCAGAAAUUUCAGCCUGGUAAAACCAUCACCGACGCGGCGUGCCCCUCCCCUGAUCCAUCCACAACAUCGUUCGACCCUCCUCGUCUCGGGACGCCAUCUUCGAUCACCGAUAGACAAACGUUCAACUCUGUCUAUAGUGGUGAGCCUGGAAGUGAAUGCUUCCACAAUUCAGUUGAAGAUGUUCCAUCAUUGACAAGCAGUGCAUCAACAAUGACCGGAACGCUUCCACGGUUGUCAGCCGGAUUCUAUGCCAAGGGUACCGGGGAUCGCUCAUCUUCUUUUUCUGCCUUGCAUCGUCCGAGACCCAGCUCAUCCCACACCACCAAGCGAUCGAGUCUCGUCAGCCUCUCAAAACUAGUUGGUGUGGCAUCAGCGGAAAGGAGCAAGCUUAGUUACGAACAGAAAGCUCCCUCUGACGAUGCAGACAAGAAGAAGAAAAAGAGGGGUAACCGAAUUAGUCGCCUUAUGCAUUUCUGGAAGAGCAAGGAGAAGGGGAAGCAAGACGAGACAAAGCCAUAAAAAUAUUUUUGUUUUCGACACAGUCACGGUGAAUCAGGCGAUCUUUUCGAUAUCCUUGGGUGGGCUUAUUUGUUGGGCGUAUAUAUGGGGAAAUCAACUUUAUGGAUGAAAAUUGGCUCUACCCCUGUCUCUGUUCGGUUACACUAUGAAAUCACCUACCUCUUUAAUCUUCCGCUUUCCGCGGCCCCAGUCGCGCAUUAUAUCUCGUUGCUAGCGUUGUUACGGUGCAUUUCUUAAAAUAUUGUUCAUCGCGUUUCGUUCGCUCUCCUUGGGAAGCGAACACAUUCUAUGAUCUUCAAAGGUUCGACAUUGAUGGCUCCAAGUGUUUGUUCUUACUUUCAAUU
Molecule: messenger RNA, 3259 nt
Organism: Coccidioides immitis RS
Lineage: Eukaryota; Fungi; Ascomycota; Eurotiomycetes; Onygenales; Onygenaceae
Exons: 2
Coding region: 366-2915 (849 amino acids)
Source: RefSeq, a predicted model, not a curated record